Messenger RNA from Schistosoma mattheei, 2673 nucleotides. NCBI's taxonomy places the organism in Eukaryota, Metazoa, Platyhelminthes, Trematoda, Strigeidida, Schistosomatidae. The record is from the annotation of a GenBank genome assembly.
AUGCGGUUCUCAAAAUCUGGUCGCCCUCAACGCCGACAGCAGACAUCUGGCACCCCUGUAACAGCAGCAAACCGUGGCAUACCUGGCCCGAAAAAUUCAGAACAAAUUUACUCUCCAACCAAUUUAUGGGUUCCAAGUGACAUCAGUCAGGCUGCAAACUUGGGUCGCAUGACAACUCAUGGUCGUUCGGCUCCGGGGAAGCUUAACAACGUGCCUCACCUAAUUCCUAUUCCACUCUAUGGGUCAGUACCCCAGACUUCUCCCUUAUCGCCUUCAUUUCUUUCAGCUGUUGGAUAUCCCCUCUUGAUGAUAUAUCCGACGGGACCUUUAUCGGCACCAGCAACAUCAGGAGUUUCUGAUCCUGUUUACGAUUAUUCGGUUAACUGUCAAACAUCACAUUCAUCAUCAGUUGGUGUUUCAAGUGUAUCACAACAACGGUCAACUGAUUCAUCAGAAUCUAACCGUAUAGAACCUCAAGUUUUCAGUCCACCUUUAGGUACUGAUUUAAACAAUGUUUUCUCUUCCUUAUUUCCGGGAACAGCCAUCGCCCAACCUGCUAGUUUGUGUUUCCUUGCGUCGUCGAGUAGUGAUCCUACGAUUUUAAUACGCCAUCAAAUAUUGCAUCAAGUCGAAUUUUACUUUAGUCCAGAUAACUUGGCCAAAGAUGUGUAUCUUCGUCGGCAAAUGGAUUCUGAUGGAUGGGUUGAUGUCAAUGUAAUUGCCAAGUUUAAUCGUGUGGCCUCAUUAUGUACAGAUCUUAAUGAUAUUUUGGAGGCAAUUAGAGUUAGUCCAUUAUUAGAUGUGGAUGUCCCUAAAGCUCGUGUCCGAUGCAAAAACAAUCCAUCGAUUUGGCCCCUUCCUCUUGUUUCGAAUGAAAAACUUCGAAUCAGUUCUGGGAACAAAACAGUUCUUAACCCAGAUGCUCCCGAAUUCAUCCCAUCCCAAUCGAUCGCAAACACAGAUCAAACAGAAUCAUCCCUCGAACUUGUAACAAAGUCAGGUGCUACCCCCAUCACAUCAACACAAGAAGAUUUGAACUUUUCCUUUUCAAAUGAAUUGCGUUCUGUCUACAGUAAUCUACCGCCGCAUUCUUCGGCAUCGAAACGCACCCGAUCAAGUUUUUCCGAAUGUGAUAAGUACUCUUCUAUUUAUCAUUGCCGAACAAGAACAUCAUCCACUAACUCGGAAGAUGAUUUGGACGAUUCUAUGCUUUCUUGUUUAUUGGUGAUUGCUCCAAACACAUCUCAUGAUCCUUUACCAUCUAGUUGCAGUAACUUGGAUGAUGAUUCAAGGAAUGAAAGUUCUAAACCUUCGAAAUUUCCUUCCGUUACCAACAGUUCUACCGACGAAUCUGUUGAAACUACUAUUGAUGACCUUUGCAAAGCUAUUGAAGAAUCCAAUGUCCAUACUGAAUCGAAUUUCACAGAAUCCAAUCUAGCCAACGUUAUCAAAGAAAAGGCUUCCACGUGUACAGAAAUAUUUUCUACUUCAUCCACUUCCUAUACUACAACCACAACUAUCUGUUGUAACAGUCCUCUUGUACAGCUUGAUGUACCUGUCUCUGAAGUUUCGGCGCACUCCUGCGUCCCAGUAUCAUCAAAUCCACUUUAUUCAGAAUCCUGUUUGUCAUACGUGCAUCCCUCAAUUCCUGGUCCGGUUACGUAUACUGUAAUACCGACAGCUACCGCUUUGCACCCACAGACUGGACUUAUAUUGCCGACUCUUAGUCGAAAUCCGUUUUUAGUACCCUCAACUCCAAUGUAUUACAUUCCUCAAAUUAGCGCUUUGCCUUUGGUUUCUCCAGUAGACAAUCUAUUUCCUCAAAUUCCUAUAUGUCAACCAUUACCGUCUUUCCUAAAUUAUGAUCAAAGUUAUCUAUCAUUUCCUGACAUAAAAUACGACCUUAAAGGUCGUUCUCAAAUGAGUCAACCGAUUAUACACAACCCGACAAUCCUCCGACCGCGGAAACAGAAAACUUAUCAUCCAACAAGAAGAAACAUGUUGGUUUCUUUUUCGCCCGGUUUCUGCUGCUCGUACCCAUUUAGAUGUCUCCUUGAGUGGAGGAUUCCCAGUUGCUCAUCAUCCACAUCAUCUCAGCAAAGGGGUUUCACAUUUCAUGCCUACAAUCAGUUUCGUUCCAAAUGUCUGAAAGACCGAGAAGCUAAAGGGAAAGGUCGAUCACAGGAAAUGAAUACUCUUUAUAGCUUUUGGUCAUUUUUUCUACGUGAACACUUCAAUCGAACUAUGUAUAAAGACUUUCGUAAACAUGCAUUAGACGAUGCCAAAGAGAAUGCGAGAUAUGGACUGGAGUGUUUGUUUCGAUUUUACAGUUAUGGAUUAGAACGUCAUUUUCGUAAAGCUAUUUUCAAGGAUUUUCAAGAGGAAACUCUAAAAGACUAUGAUAAUGGUCAUUUAUAUGGAUUAGAAAAAUUUUGGGCUUUUCUACAUUAUAGUCAACGCAAAGUAAAAUUGGAUACACGUUUACAGAGCUUGUUGGAUUCAAAAUAUCGUACUUUAGGAGAUUUCAGAGUGAAUUUUGAACCACCUACUGGCUUUUUUAUAAACAAAUCACGUCGUCGAACCAAAUCAGAGUCAAUAUCAACAUGUCAAACUAAACCGAUAUUAGGUAGUAGAACACCUCCUGUCGAAUUCCAUUCAAGUAGAAUAUCUUGA